This is a messenger RNA of Acanthaster planci (crown-of-thorns starfish), 2323 nucleotides long. RefSeq names its product thymus-specific serine protease-like. The record is from RefSeq and is a predicted model, not a curated record. Gene Ontology annotation, cellular component: endosome; lysosome. Gene Ontology annotation, biological process: proteolysis. NCBI's taxonomy places the organism in Eukaryota, Metazoa, Echinodermata, Asteroidea, Valvatida, Acanthasteridae. Gene Ontology annotation, molecular function: serine-type exopeptidase activity; dipeptidyl-peptidase activity.
UACCACUUCGGCGUCACGAGAUGAGGCUACAUGACCAAAUGCGCGUCUGUGCUCAACGAAGUUGCGCACAUUGCGCACUCGUAUGAUUUGGUUUGUUUACCACGGUGAUUAUUAAGUCAAACAGGAAAAUUAAGGUCAUGCAGUAAGGUCCCUCCACUCUACUACGCUCCAGCGUCGUUCUCUGUGUGCAUGGAAAAUCUGGCUCUUGUAGUUCUCCCCUCUUGUACUCUACCCUGUCAAACAAUAAUAAACAACUUCAGACAGGCCUACAUACGCUCGUGACUACAAAUUGGUCUUGUGACUGAGCGAAGGGCACUCACGUGGGCCUGACUGUUUCAUGUUCACGCCUCCCGGCGAAUGUUUAAAACUGGCGUGAGAAGUAGAUAAUGUCAUUGUUGACGAGCCUCCUGAAGUGGAUAUUUUUGAGAACAGUGCAGGAGAGACCAGACUGACAGCAACACAAGCUUUGGCAGUCUUCCAAUUUAUGUCAUCAGCUGUGUUACUCUGUCGAUUUGUCACAAUGAAGGCAACAGUGCUUGCGGUAGUGUGUGUUGCUGUGUGCUUCAGCAUCCAGACAGGCGCACUGUCACCGUACGGCCUGAGAAUGUCGCAGCUUCACAAGAGACGACUGUGGAACAGUGUCGAUGUCGCUGAUCUUCACAAGUAUAACCUCGACAAUGACCCUCAGGCCCGUCAUGGGUACCUGACCCAGCCCAUGGACCACUUUGACCCUCUGGUCAACAAGCACUUCAACCAGCUUUACUGGAUCGUUGACAAAUACUGGAAGUCACCCAGCCAUCCUGUCUUCUUGUACGAAGGGGAGGAAUCGUCUUUAUCACUGGACGAGGUUGCAAAUGGUCACCACGCUGAGAUGGCUAAAGCUCACGGCGCCCUUAUCCUUGGGCUUGAGCACCGUUUCUAUGGUAAUAGCACCACUAAGGAAGGAUUGUUACUGAGCGAAUUACAGUAUCUGUCAAGCCAGCAACAACUCGCCGAUUUGUCAGUGUUUCGUGUCUUCGCCGAGAAGAUGUUGGGCAUGUCCGGUGACAACACAUGGAUUGUGUUCGGAGGAUCUUACGCAGGCGCUUUGUCUGCUUGGUUCAGACUCAAGUACCCACACUUGGUGUAUGGCUCUGUUGCGUCGUCUGCUCCAGUGCGCGCUCAGGCCAACUUCGAGGGGUACAAUGACGUGGUAGCCGCCAGCUUUGCAGAUCCGAUUGUCUUUGGUUCUACACAGUGCGUGGCUAGCAUCAAACAGGCCUUUGCAAAAGUUGAGCAAAUGUGGAAGGCUGGCCAACUCGUUCAAAUCCAAAAAGAUUUCAACACAUGCCAGGACUUGAAGGAACCAAACGACUUCAAGACUUUCGCUAGUAAUCUCCAAGGGGCAUUCAUGAGCGCCGCACAAUACAAUCGAGUGGAAGGAAAUUCAUCAAGCAUCGGCGAUUUGUGUAAAAAAAUGAUGGUUCCAGACCCCUAUCAAGCUCUGGUCAAUAUCUUUAAGUCCAGCAAUUGUAGGGAUGUGUCCUUUAAAGAUUUUCUCAAGCAACUGCAAGACACCUCCUUUGAUCCUUAUUCGAUGUAUCGACAGUGGUUUUAUCAGACCUGUACCCAGUUUGGAUAUUAUCAGACUUGUGACAAGAAUACAACAUGUAUGUUCCUGCCCCAAGUCGAUUUGGACUUCUACUUUGCCUGGUGCAAGGGGGCUUACAACAUCCCAGCUGCCGACGUGGAGGAACAGGUGAACUUUACGAACGCUUACUACGGAGCAGACCACCCCAGGGGAUCCAGGGUGGUCUUCGUUGACGGUACCAUCGAUCCGUGGCACGCCCUAAGCGUCUUAAAAGAUCUGCCAGAGGACCUCAAGUCCAUUUUCAUGAAGGGUACAUCUCAUUGUGCAGACAUGGCACCUUAUAACCCUGACGACACCCCCGCAUUGAAGGCGGGCAGACUGGCCAUUGAAAAGGUGGUCAGCGACUGGCUGAUGCAGGCAGAAAUGGAAAAGAAACGAAAAGGCAAAUCACAUUCGGCCGAGGAUAAUUACCCGGAGCCAACUCAAGAAAGGAAAACUGAGGCCCCGCCAAGUCAGUGCCACGGCCAAAAGAGCACAGACGUCAGGCCAAGCACCUCCCCGCGCCAGGACAGCCCAGCCCAGACAGGUAGGUCGAUGUCGAUCCCCGAGAUUCGGCUUCUGCAUGGAGCCAAGACACUACAGGGUCCACGGUCCCACAGCGGUGUCAGCUUCGGCCACGGUCUGGCGAUGCAGAGGAGAGGACGACACGGAGGUGCUGACCCAACGCUGGCUAUUUUGGAACGAACAAGCUAA